GGCGCAAAUAUACAACAAGGGAGAUGUUUGUAAUAAGUUGAGACGCUUCGGUUGAAUAGAAGAUGCAUAACUGGCAGGAGAACGAAAUUCGAGAACUUUUGACCGUGCGAGGGUCGGAGGCGAUCCGGAACCAGAUGACGGGCACGGUGAAGGACUCGGUGGUUUACAACAGGAUGACCAAACUGCUGGCGGAGAGGGGGGUGUACAGAUCACACAUGCAAGUGAUCAGCAAACUGAAGGCGCUGAGGAAGCAGUACACCAAGUACCACCAGCUGAAGGUCCGCUGUGGGAGCGACCGUGUCGACUGGCCGUUUUACGAGCAGUGCCACCGGGCUUUCGGGAACGGUUCUAUGGGGAGCCCGAUGAAGCGGCACAGGAGUCCAUCACCUCCCCCUGCAAGCGCACUGCCAUCCCCGUCGCCUCCUCCUCCUCCUCCUCCUCCACCACCUCCUCCUCCGCAUCUCAACAGUGAGGAGCAUCAGGAGGUUGUAGUCGGGCUUUGGGACGAUGUGGACGACGGGGAGCUGCACAAGCAUCUGGGUCCAGUGGAGGCUGAGGACGAGGAGGACCAGUACAGCCCGUCAGACCACCUACAGCCCAUUCAUACCACUCACACAAUUCCAUCAAAGAAAAGGAAAACGACGGUGAUGGAACAAGUCUCUACGUUGGUAUCGGCAACGGUCAGCCAGCUCCGAGAGAUGGACGCCGCGAUGCAGGCGCAGGAGGACGCCCGGCUACAGAGGCUGAUGGACCACGAGAAGGAAAUGCAGAACAAUCUAAUGAGUCAGCUGGCGGCCAUGCACGAAAGAAUCGGUCGAGAAAACCACGAGAGACACGUUGAACUCGUGGACAGGAUACUGUCUAGGUUACCCUCACAUUCAGAACCUUCAGGUCACUGACUGACAUUGACUGUGUGAGUGAUGUCGUCGUGCGACUGACCGGGUUAUUCAGAUGCAGAGAACACUGUCUCUCUCCUCCACCUGCUGACUUUUUUGUUUUUUCUCAGCCCACAUUCCUUCUUUUUACUCCUUUAUUUUUGAACACUGGGAGAAAGAGAUCGCCUUUAACCUCAACUCUGCAAAUCAAUAGCCCCUUUCAGACUGCGUUGCAGUAACAAGCGUUGCCAGCAUUUCUCCUCAGGACAUUCGUACAGAUUCCACAACGGCAUAACAUUGACAUGCAUUCACAUUGCAAUCUGGCAUGUGGAGCCAAGUGGGAGGAGAUGGUAAUGCGUGAAACAGAGCAGCAGCAGUGCAGCACAGUACAGCAUUUAUGUGCUGCAGCAGUUUGUGUACAAUAAAGUGCAUUCAUAACAAUAAUGGCGGAAGAACUGCCCGUCGUGCUGUUCCUCUCUGUAGAAAUUCUACAAACUCAAGCAAAGUUGUUCUGCAUUUGCUGAACAUGAUUCGAUUACUGUGGGACUCAAGUGAGAGGCGCGUUUCUGAUGAUUCGUCUCACAUUUUCCAUCUUGCCUGCUCUGCCAGUUCACAUUGAACCCUCCUCGAACAGUCUCGCCGAUUUAACGCCUGUGUUAUUCCCUCCGAAGGCGGCGCAGAGCUGGGAACACACUUCUGGUGCGUUCAGAUUGAAGGCGAAACAUCAGAGGCGUAAAUAUGGCGGCUUGAAUCUGUAGUCUGAAAGGGACUAAUGUUCACACUACAGUUCUUACUACUCUGUUCUUAUUCAGUCCUCAUUUCAUCUUGUUUAUUUAUCUUUUUAGUUCACCUUUGAAGAAUACCAUUGAAAACAAACAGUGGUGCUGAAAACAGGAAGAAAUAACACUAAAACCGUGAAGCUGCAUCAAAAUGGUCGACUGUAGCACGUCUAAAAAUCCUCAGUUAAACGCACAUUGUAAUGCAGUUCUGCCAUGCGUUAAUACAAACAGGCAUACAACAUUUAUAACCAUUAACUCCAAAUGGUGAAGUUAGUUUAAGUUGGUUAGCAGGAAUCGGGUGCAUUGGGAAAAAAAAUAUUUUCUUAAAAACAAACUACAAAAGAAAUAAUAAUUAUCGACAAAUUGAGAUCAAUUUCAAUUUUUUCCAUUUUUUUAAAUAAAUACAAUUUGCCUCUUAAAUCCCUGAAGAAAAUGACUUUUUUGAAUGAUGCUUUUUAAAACAAAACACACUUUGUUAAUUUGAUUCUCAAUGACCAAAUCAUAGAUCAGGUGCUUGUAAUGUCUUUUUUCUUUUUCAACAUCGUCCUAAAUAGUGAUCAUGUUGAUAAUUGAUAAAAAAUCAGUGUAUUGCCCACUUCCAGCUAGACUCUGAAUUGGUGGAUAUGUACUCUCUAUGUAUCAUCAUGUAGAGCAUAUCAAAAUAUAUCCAGUCAUUUAAACACAUAGUAUUGUUACAUAUACAUUUUCUGACUCUUGUGACUCAAAACGUGCUUAAAAUCUCAGAACUUCAGAUCUGUGUCAUCUGAAACUCUAUCUCAUGUGAUUUUGUAGAAUUAACAGUGUGAUCUUCAGCCUACAGUUUACAGGGAUGAGGACAAAAAGAGUCCCACAGCAUGUAAAUGUGGUGUCUGAUGUACUGUACCUCACCUGAGCAUGUUAGUGUGAGCCGUGAACCAAACACCUCUACAAAAAGCAAAACAACAGACUGGCCGCUGCUGCCUUUCUAGUAGGAAACCCUUUACUCAGCAUGUGCUUUCAUUAUGCUGUUAGAGCUAUUCUAAUGUAUGUUAAAAAUAACAGUUACUGGAAACAUUGUUGAAAUUGGCCUUUAGAGAGAGAAGGUGCGUGGUGCAUUCGUAGCACAGGUCAUACAUGAUAUAUGGGGAUGGAUAUUGUAAUGACAAAAUAUACAGAUUUAAAGUAUGAGGUUUAUUUUAAACACCCAUUUAGAGAUACAGUACACAAGACACAAGAAAUUUACAUUUUACAGUCUGAGAAUCUAAAAUAAUUUGCAGCAUGAGCUUGAGUCGUUAUCAGUGUUAUUCUUUGCUGACACGAGAUUCCCGGUUGCUUUCACUGUCAUCAGCAAUCCGGGAGAAAACGUGUCAUUGAGGAAAAACACCGUCUGUAUCAGACAAAGUAAAAAUCAGUCAUUAUUACACUCCAGUAUAUCCUGUUCAGAACGGCAACGCAGCAUUAAACAUACUGUUGUGAGUUUCACUUUCCUUUUUUAUUUGAGAGAAACAAAAGCAACUUAAAUGGAGCAUCUGAAUCAGAAUGUGUAGGAGUCUGAGCUGAGCAUGAUGUGUAUUUUUACUGUAGAUACUUUUAUACUGUUACCAGUGUUAAAUUUAUUGCUUUGUUUGUUUUUUCCUUUUAAAGGACAAUAAAGUUGAAAUAUGAAAUG
This is a messenger RNA of Centropristis striata (black sea bass), 3302 nucleotides long. RefSeq lists its product as uncharacterized. The record is from RefSeq and is a predicted model, not a curated record. Lineage: Eukaryota; Metazoa; Chordata; Actinopteri; Perciformes; Serranidae. Bases 63 to 899 code for a protein of 278 amino acids. The transcript has 2 exons.